AUGGCUAUUGGACAAGUGGUGUACUUAUCACCUACUAUAUUUUCUGUCAAGGCGAGGCUUAAAUCGGGUCUCGUCUCGCUGCGCAUCCACCUGCAACAUCAAGUGGUUCCCUCCAUGCCACCCUUCCGCCUGUCCAACAAGCCCCCGCCCUCAAUCCUCGCCUACUCCGCCACCGUCCCGCUCUCCGCCCCUUUCCGCCGCCCUCCAUGCAGGGCCAGCGCUGCAGCUACUGUUGCCAUUGCUGCUGCUAAAGAGCGCGCAACAGCGCCAUCGUUAGUGUCCCAGUUCUGGGUGGGGCGGCAGGCUGGGGGCGACUGCUUGGCGUCGCUGCUGCCGCAGGUGCUGGGAGUGAAGGGCAAGCAACCCUUGGAGACCGGCUUUGCUGCCCACCCGUUGCCACUGCUGCCGGGGGGGAGGGGCGCGCACGGGGAGGCGGGAGGGGUAGGGGGAAGUCGGGGGUCAGAGGGGGGAAGGGGGGAGGAGAGGAGGGAGGGGUUGAAGGGGAUGGAGUGGGAGGAGUAUGUGUGGCGCCUUGGGGAGAUUAUCGGUCAGGGAGGGCUAGCAGGCGAGCAGUACCGCUACAGCUGCUCGCAGUGUAGUGAAGACAAGGGAGCUGAGGGAAGAGCGAAUGGGGCUAUGGGAGACCCACCCGGCAGCAGCGGCAGCAGCAAUGCCAACAUGUCACUCUCUUCUGCUAGCAGCCAUUCACCCCGCGCUGCUGCUUUCAUCUUCUCCAACAGUGCUGCCAGCCGCCACAAGGAGAGCGUGGAGGAGGCCGCUGUGGAAGAGGCACUUCAUCGAUUUUCAGGGGGGAGAGAAGCACAGAGGGCAGGGGAGUGCAGGAUCGAGGGAAGCGAGCAGUGGAAUCAGACGCACCAGCAACAGUUGCUGCUGCUCCAGCCGUCGGGUCCACAGAAAAAGCCUGCCAUCGCCCUCCCACAUCCGAUUCACGACCUUCCAAACCUGCUGCAAAGAUUCGGCGCUGCGCCCAAGCUUCCUUCCACCACAGGCUCGGAAGGUUCAGCAGUGCCGGGCUGGAAGGAGUUUCUGGAGGGGGACAGGGCGGCAGUGGCUGUGCGUGAGAAGGACCCUGAAAAGUUCAUGGGGAUUAAGACAUUGCACGUGGGGGCGUUUCAGGGUGAUGAGGUGGACAAGAAGGAGGUAAAGAAGGAGCACAACGUCAGGGAGCUGAACCUGCCCUCUUCGUCUUCGCACACCAACCGUGGUAGCGGGUACACUCUGGAGGAGAACACAAGCGGCCCCUACUUCCCCACACUGGGCCACCACGUGGAGGAGUUCCUGAGAAGGUUCGCGCCUGCAAGGCUGGCAAGGGAGGGCAGGAACGGCCCUCUGGCCCACGCUCUCACCUCCUGGGCUGGCCGCUUGGGCCUCGGGGAUCGAGCUUGGGCUGCUCUUGCUCUGGGGCCGUUUGCUCAUGGCAGGUUAAAGCUGAUCCUACGGUCCAGAAUCCAAGUUGAUAUCUUGAUAGAGAUGAUCGCAUGCAACAUUUUGCGUGCACCUGCUUGCACCCGCUGUAACCGUUGCAUCGACACGUAUUACCUGGCCAUGAAGCUCACGUCUCUUGUGGCCUCCUUCGCCUACCGCCCGUCGUCCGCGCUGCUGCGCUGCCUCCUCUCGCUCCUCCUGACCUGCUCCGCCCGCUUCAGAAGCCUACUGGAGAAUCUGGGCGUGGCGCCGCUCCCUGCGGUGGUUCCGGACUCGCUGGUGGUGGCGCUGCUGGAAGGCGUGAUGGAGGAGCAUAACCUUCUGCUGAUCUUCUUUGGCACACACGUCAUUGCCCAGGAGGAAAGGUUUGAUGCCAUUCUUGAGCCUGUAGGGCAGGAAGGGGGCGUGCAUGCGGGGAGGGCGAGGCAGCAGCAGCAGCAUCAGGGGGAGGAGGAGUGGAGGAUGUGGGAGGAGGUGAACAGCUGGCGCAUGGCGGCUGGGAAUGCAUGGCCAGCUUUGGAGGAGCAUGGCUCGACGCUGCUGUGGGCGGCUCCUAAGGGAGCAGGGCUGGUGGAGGAGGAGGUGUUGGAUGAGUGCUGUGCGGGCAUGAGCUACUGCCCCCAGGCCUAUGUGGACGCCCGUACUGCAGCUGCUGGCAGUGCUGCCGCUGCCCCCCAUGCUGCUGUUGCUGCUAGUGCUGCCCCUGGUGAGAGGUUUGGAGCUGAGACGCGAAAAGGCAAGGGAUGCCUGCGCGGCUGUGCCUCCCCGCGGUGUGGCAAGGCUGCCUAUUGCAUCAAGGAGUGCCAAAAGGCCCACUGGCCCUCGCACAAGCUCACGUGUCAGCCCAAGGGUAAGGAAAAGACGGGGAAUCAAUGA
Closterium sp. NIES-65 is the source of this 2322-nucleotide messenger RNA. NCBI's taxonomy places the organism in Eukaryota, Viridiplantae, Streptophyta, Zygnematophyceae, Desmidiales, Closteriaceae. The record is from the annotation of a GenBank genome assembly.